Messenger RNA from Nezara viridula (southern green stink bug), 2807 nucleotides. Lineage: Eukaryota; Metazoa; Arthropoda; Insecta; Hemiptera; Pentatomidae. The record is from the annotation of a GenBank genome assembly.
CGGGCCUUUGUUUACUAGUGGCAGGUCACCGUCCGACCCGGCAGUUCUCUUCUCGCCGAGGAUCUCUGGUCGUCUUUCUCGUCCCAUUGUAGAGCGACCCAUCAUCUUAAUGGAUGUUUCACACAUUUAGAGGAAUGUUGUGAUGAUGGCAUCACCCGCCCCUUCAGUAGAUUCUUUGGUUGGGAUUAAUUCAACAAACCCUCAUAUAGAGCAAGAAUAUACAUCAUCAUAUCCAAGUGAUUCUCCUGUCACAGUUUCACCAACAACAUCAGUUACCAGUAGUAGCAGUAUUGGAAGUGGUGGUCAACUGAAUACUCGUUGUGGAUUAUGCCACGAAACCUUUGUUAAUCCUAAAGUUCUGCCUUGUUUGCACACUUUUUGCCAAUAUUGUUUAGAAAGAAAUCAGGAACAUACUGAUAAACUUAAUUGUCCUCGUUGUCAGCAAGAGUGUUCUCUCACUUCCAAAGGUGUUUCAGCUCUUUUACCCGAUUUUGCUGUCAAAAGUGUCAUUGAAGCACUAGAAGAUCCAAAAGUUCAUUGUACAAGCUGUAAGAGCAAAACUUCAAACGCUGUUGCACGCUGCUACGAUUGCAAUCAUUACUUGUGUCCUAAUUGUGUGAUGGCACAUCAGUUUAUGCAUUGUUUUGAAGGUCAUAGAGUCCUUACCUUAUCAUCUGAAACUGUAAAAGAAGAUUCAAAGAACGGUAUGGCUUCACCUACUGAAAAAGUUGUUCCUUGUCCUCGUCAUAAAAUGGAAGCUCUUAAGUAUUUCUGCAGAACCUGUAAUGUUCCUGUUUGCAAAGAAUGCACAAUGAUUGAUCAUCCUGCAAGUCUUCAUGAAUGUGAACACUUAAGUGAAGUAGGCCCUAAGCAAGUUGAACUAUUAAAUCAGACAAUACAGGAAAGCAAAUCAAAAGCAACUGAUAUCAGAAAUAUGUUAAAGACAUUAGAACAUUCUUCAGGGCGAUUACAAGUACAGUAUCAUAAAGCUCAGAACGAAAUUAAUGAUACAUUCCAGUUUUACAGAUCUAUGUUAGAAGAAAGAAAACAAGAACUCCUGAAAGAACUGGAGAGUGUUUUUUCAGCCAAACAAAUGUCACUCAGUGUAUUUAGCCAAAAAGCUACUGAGACUGUGGAUAAAAUAUAUAAUGCCUGCGAAUUUUAUGAAAGACUUACAAAGCAUGCAAGUAUUGUUGAAUGUUUAAUGUUUAAAAAACUAAUUGACACCAAACUGCAAGGUUUGACUACAUUUAAUGUUGAUGCGAACAUCCAAACUGUGUAUGAUCUAGAAUUUGUUUCAAAUUACCAAGCAAUUCAGGUUGGCGUGAGGAAUACAUUUGGCUAUGUUAGAUCGAGUUCUGAUGUGAAUUUAGGUCCAAGUAAACAACCGCCUAUUGCUAGACCAAUCAAUGGAAUUCAUUUGAAUGGUAGUUCAAAUGGAGUUAGUACUUCUUCUAUACAUAUUGUAAAUGGGAAUACCAUUACCAAUGGUUUAAAUGGACUUUCUGAAAGACCUUUUGCCAAUGGAUUGUCAAAUCCAGGUUCUCAAUUUGAAUCGAACAUUAUUUCAAAACGAUUCAGUACAGCUAACUCAUUAGGCCCAUUCUCAACAUCAUCUGUUAGUGACAUUAACAUCAAUAGUGUGAACUCAUAUGAAAAAUGGUCAAAUGGUUCAGAUAUGUUCCCAAAUGGAACUUCAGAACACUAUUCAUUAUCACUUGCUAACCAUGGGGAUUCUAUGUUAGAUAUAAGUUCAAAGCUUCUUUCAACAUCAAUUUUUCCUCCAAAAUCACAAAUAAAGCGCCAAAAGAUGAUUUAUCACUGUAAAUUUGGUGAGUUUGGAGUUCUUGAAGGUCAAUUUACUGAACCUAGUGGAGUAGCAGUAAAUGCCCAAAAUGACAUAAUUGUUGCUGAUACAAACAACCAUAGGAUUCAAAUAUUUGAUAAAGAAGGGAGAUUUAAAUUCCAGUUUGGUGAGUGCGGCAAAAGAGAUGGCCAAUUACUUUAUCCUAAUAGAGUGGCUGUUGUAAAGACUUCUGGUGAUAUUAUUGUAACUGAACGAUCUCCUACCCAUCAAAUUCAAAUCUAUAACCAGUAUGGACAAUUCGUUCGAAAAUUUGGAGCGAAUAUUUUACAGCAUCCUAGAGGGGUGACUGUUGACAGUAAAGGAAGAAUUGUUGUGGUUGAAUGUAAAGUAAUGCGAGUAAUAAUUUUUGAUCAGAACGGGAGUGUUCUUCAAAAAUUUGGAUGUUCCAAGCAUUUGGAAUUUCCAAAUGGUGUAGUUGUAAAUGAUAAGCAGGAAAUAUUCAUCAGUGAUAACAGAGCUCAUUGUGUAAAAGUCUUCAAUUAUGAAGGGGUUUUCUUGAGACAAAUUGGAAGUGAGGGAGUCACUAAUUACCCGAUAGGUGUUGGUAUUAAUUCAUCUGGUGAAAUAUUGAUUGCUGACAAUCACAAUAAUUUUAAUCUAACAAUAUUUACUCAAGAUGGCCAACUUGUAUCUGCACUGGAAAGCAAAGUAAAGCAUGCUCAAUGCUUUGAUGUUGCAUUAAUGGAUGAUGGUUCUGUUGUCCUUGCCAGUAAGGAUUAUCGUUUAUACAUUUAUCGUUAUGUUCAAAUCCCUCCAAUAGGGCUUUAAAUAUUUUAACCAGUUGACACUUUUGUAUUGACCAUUCCAGACACUUUGUUGGUGCAUUGUUAUUUUUUUUUUUUUUGGAAUGGAAUUUAUCUUUUUACCUAUCUAUUUAUGUGGUUUUAACUUAUGCUUAUUGUUAAAUUGUGACAGUUUUAAUAUUAUAAUAUCAAUUUUG